Messenger RNA from Salarias fasciatus (jewelled blenny), 1416 nucleotides. Its product is annotated as D(4) dopamine receptor-like. The record is from RefSeq and is a predicted model, not a curated record. Gene Ontology annotation, biological process: G protein-coupled receptor signaling pathway. Gene Ontology annotation, molecular function: G protein-coupled receptor activity. The coding region runs from base 1 to 1188 and encodes 395 amino acids. The transcript has 2 exons. NCBI's taxonomy places the organism in Eukaryota, Metazoa, Chordata, Actinopteri, Blenniiformes, Blenniidae. Gene Ontology annotation, cellular component: plasma membrane.
AUGGAUGCUCCCACUCUGCGGAACCACUCAGCAGGCCCGCCGGGGAGCCGCUCGGACGCCGCCUUCCUCUCCUUCAACUGCACGGUGCUGGCUCUGACGCUGCUGCUGGGCCUGCCCGGGAACCUGUGGGUGUGCUGGGUGGUGUUCCGGACCAAGAGCAUGCAGACGUCCAACAACGCGCUGCUGGUGAGCCUGGCCGCCAGCGACCUGCUCAAGUGCUCGGUGGACACCCCGCUGCUGCUGCUGGCCUUCGUGCGCUCCGGGCGCGCGCGCCGGGCGUGGGUGUGCACCCUGCAGCAGUUCACCUACGCGCUGUGCAGCUGCGUGCAGCUGCUCACGCUGGUCAGCAUCAGCGUGGAGCGCUUCCAGGCCAUCGCCUUCCCGUUCCACACCGAGAAGAGGAAGGCGCGCGUGCGGCUGUGGAUCAUGUCCAUCUGGGCGUGCGGCCUCGUGCUGGCUCUCGUCUCUCUCGCGCUCUCCCAGAGCGCGCUGUCCUACCUGCUCUGCCGCCCGCACGCCGGGGGGCGUGGCGGCGGCGACCCCGCGCGCUCCCCGGACCCGUUCGGACCCUACGUGCUGGUGCCGGUGUGGGGGCUGUCCCUCACCGUGAUCGUCGUGCACUACGUGCGCAUCUUCAAGGUGGUGCGGCAGCACCGGAAGAAGGUGUUCAACCGCGGCGUGCAGCUCAGACCCACGGUGUCCCAGCACGCGUGGGGCUGGAUGGGCGUGCCCGUGCCCGUGCCCGCGCACGGGGGAGCCUUCAACUCCCUGCCCCUGGUGGACUCCAGCACCCCCGCGCCCCCGCGCAGGGCCGUGCUCCUGGUGGCCGAGGUGGACGCGCCCGCGGGGGGAGCCGCGGCCCCGCGCAGGUCCCCGGAGAUCGUGGGAGCGGUGUGUCUGCUCACACCCGGAGCCCGGGAGAGGGGCAAGAAGCGCGUGGAGGGCAGACUGGCGCAGCGCUUCGGGUACAUCAUCAUCGCCUUCAUGCUCUUCUGGGUGCCCAUGGUGGUCAUCCUGCUCAUUAACGUCGUCGCGUGGCGGGACAGGUUGCUGAUCGAGCUGGAGACGUCGGCGGUGGUGUUGACCUGCGUGCAGGCUGCGGUGGACCCCCUCCUUUACACGUUUGUCACCAAGCAGUUUCGCUCUGAACUCAGCAAGAUGCUCUCCGCGCUGAAACUGAGAGCCUGAGGGGGUUUUUCCACUGCCGCCGCUCGAGAGGCCGGCGAAGAAGAGAGACGACAGGUUGUGUAUUUGUGGCAGAUAUAGAUGUUUUAUCAGGCGUUUCACAGUCGGGACACAAGACAAGGUCAUAAAUAAUAUCCAACACCUGACAAGAUACGCACAGCAGUAGUCUCAACAACGACAGGUGGCAUAGGAGGGCAAAGCAAAGAGUGAGGAGAAGACUGGCCGCAGCCA